CAACUUGUUCUCAGUUUUCUUGUAACUUAGCUGGUGUGCACAUUCACAUUAUUUGAUUGAUCACAGACGUGAAUGAUUGUCGCGGUGUGAACAAUGGCGUUUUUGCAAGGGCCAUCGCUAAAGCAGGCGGAAGUAAUAAAGCAGGAGUUAGGGGAAGGACCAGGAGACUUAGAACGAGGAGUCAGGGACCUGCAGAAUAUGCUGGCAGCCACUCCUUACCUACCAGAACCAGAAACUGUUGACAAACAUCUAUUGGAGCUAUUCGUCCGAGGAUGUCGAAUGGACUUGGAUCGGGCUAGAUCAAAACUGGAAGCAUUUUGUAUAGCUCGCAAACGUCAUAGGGACCUCUACGAAUACAUAUCUUUGAACGAACCUCCUCUCAACGAUGUUUGUAAAUUUUGUGACAUCGCAACUCUUCCAAAACUGACCGAUGAAGGUUUGAGAAUAACUGUAUUCAUAAUAAAGCCCGGAUACCCCGAGAGUUCUGCUGAUGUGACGGCAGCAGUUCGCGCCACAUUACUCUUGAGCGACGCUCGUAUGAAGGACGAAACACUUAUAACCGGGGACGUGUUUAUUUAUGAGGUUUCAAAGGUUAGAGGAUCACUAGUGGCUCGGGUCGCUGCAGCUGCCGGUGCAAUCAGACGAGGCAUCCAACUCGCACAGGCGGCUUACCCUCAGAGGCUCAAAAGAAUCCACGUCGUUGGAGCACCGACGUUUCUGGCAUCGUCUUUACAGCUCAUGAGGAAUUGCGUGAACGAGAAAAUCAAGAGACGGUAUUACUUACACGCAAAAGUAGAAGAAUUGUUUGAGCACUUCCCUGCACGUGUGAUCCCUGAAGAAUGGGGCGGAGAGGAAGAAUCAAUAGAAGCACUCGUCAAGAAAUGGAGAUGUCGCAUUGAUGAAAGUCGGGACUUCCUACGCAACCUCAACGAGAUGGGGGCCAGUACUGCAAAUGCAUCGGUUCCUGAUACCGACAUUUAUGGCACGGUCGGGGCAUUUAGAAAAUUAGAAAUUGAUUAAUUGUUUCGCAAACAGGCACAGAUAAAAACAUGAUGAUUACUUACAUUACUAUUAUAUUGAAAAUAAAAUAACACCAUCACCAAAGAAUUUUCCAGCAAAGUCUUGGUAAGCUCAUUUGGUCUGGAAACUGAAAAAAAAUAUUCUAUAAUGAAAAUAAAGAAACUUAUAUUGUAGGGUAGGUAAAAAUAUAUAUAUUCUAGAACGAAGUUAAAUAAAGUUAGUAACGUAAGUAUCUUAGUUAAUUAAACGUCAUUGUGAUAUUAGUUCAUAAUUGAACUAAAUUGAUAAACGAUAUUUUAUAGUUUUAAGUUUAGUAAUAAUUCGGCUGGUUUAGUUUGGAAAAAAUAAAAAGAAUUUAUUCAAUAA
Molecule: messenger RNA, 1386 nt
Organism: Bombyx mandarina (wild silkworm)
Lineage: Eukaryota; Metazoa; Arthropoda; Insecta; Lepidoptera; Bombycidae
Product: alpha-tocopherol transfer protein-like
Cellular component (GO): membrane
Molecular function (GO): phosphatidylinositol bisphosphate binding
Source: RefSeq, a predicted model, not a curated record